AUGGCUCUCACGAAGCUAGGUGAUGAGAUGCCUCUGCAGAUGAAGCCAGUUGGGAAGGAGCAAGCGUUGACAGAGAAAAACAAUGGCUUUCUUCAAAACGUCGAUGUGGCUGAAGGCACAAUGCAGAAUUUGCUAAGGGAAUUUACCAGAAUGGACCACAACUUGGACAGAACAGAUGAGGAAGACAUUUUCUCUGAAAACUGUCAAACUGACUUCCUUCAAGAUUUGGAGACUAAAAAAUGGUUGGAGCUGAAGGCUGGGCAUGGCCAGGACCUGCAGAGUGAACAGGAUGAGCAAGAAAGAAAUCACGUUCAACAUGAAGAUCCCCAAGCAUCCACAUCUUUGCAGUUUUCAGAGGAGAACAUACUUGAAGAGAGUCAGGAGAACAUGUUCUUCCAGCUUAACCACUGGAAUACACGGAUGGGUCUACAAGUGAAAGAACUUGGAGCUGAUCAUAUAGGCUGGAUGGAGAAAAUUAAAAAUAUUAUACAAAACAUAAGCCUAACAGAAAACACAGUGAAGAGCUUAUUAAGUGAGGUUACAUCCCUGGAAGGCCAAAUUGAAAAGCUGGGAUCACACCAGGACCUUGACUCUGAUCAGGGGAUAAACAUGGAGGAGAAGAUCGUGGAAAUUAAAAAGCAAAUAGGAGAAAUGGACAACAAUUUUGUCAAGGAAGAUGCUUGUGAUGAAGCUCAUAAAUUAAAGGAAAAACUCAUUGCAAGAAUAGAGAACUUUUGCAAGGACAUGGCUCUGCUGGAUACGAAGUUGGGGAUGUACCAAAUGCAAAGGAAUCCAGACUCUCAGAGUCCUGAAGAAAUGGGCAUGUAUGAAAGGGAGCCCCUGCUUCUUCAGGCUUCAUCACCAUCCUUGGAGGAGAGCUCCCCUCCCCACAUAACAACAUGGAAACGUGCACUGAGGAUUUUCAUCAUGCUUUAUGUCCUCACCUUGACUGGACUUUCAUGUUACGUACUGUUUUUUGAUGCUACGUUUAUCUUUGAAAAGGUGCUCCCUACAAUUCUUGGGCGCCGCAGGAUGUGGGAACUGCGGGAGAUUCUUACACCUUUCUUGAAUUUGGAGGUGGAAGACUUGCUACCCUCUUAA
Molecule: messenger RNA, 1101 nt
Organism: Dama dama (fallow deer)
Lineage: Eukaryota; Metazoa; Chordata; Mammalia; Artiodactyla; Cervidae
Gene: SMCO2
Product: single-pass membrane protein with coiled-coil domains 2
Exons: 9
Coding region: 1-1101 (366 amino acids)
Source: RefSeq, a predicted model, not a curated record